Messenger RNA from Pocillopora verrucosa, 1460 nucleotides. RefSeq lists its product as uncharacterized. NCBI's taxonomy places the organism in Eukaryota, Metazoa, Cnidaria, Anthozoa, Scleractinia, Pocilloporidae. The record is from RefSeq and is a predicted model, not a curated record.
UUCAAUCGACUAUAUCGUGUCGAAGUUUCGUCGUUGAAAAAUUUAAAUUUAACCGGCAAGGUUACUCAUCUAUUCGAUUCAUAACAAACUUGUCGAGUGUAUCAUACUGUUGAGCACUUCUCUACGAACAUGGAUUGCGAAGCAACAAGAAUUCUUCAAGUAUCUCUGUCGAAAAUAACGGACUCUCGCCGUCGGCGUGGCGGUCCUGUACUACGACGUAAUUUAUUAGUUUCCCACGUCUUAAACAACGUGUUAACCUCGACAGACUCAGCUUAUUGUACGUACAGAUCGAAAGUGGAGAUAGAUAUGGACAUAGAUGCUGUUGAAAACGAGCUUGUGCCUUUUGAUAAAUCGAAAAUGACGCCCAAUAACCCAGCUGGACCUGACGCAGGAAAUGCGAGACAUACAGUGCGUUCCGCGGCAAAAUCAAAUGAAAAAGUCACGGAAAUGGAACAAAGCGUGCCUAGCAAGGACAGGAAGGAAAGCGUAGAGCUUAUGAACCUUGAGAAAGCCUUAAUAGGCGAUAAAGAAUGUGAGAAAGUCAGGAAAACCGAACUUAAACGUGUCACUGGUUCGAAACGGCUGCGAUCUUCAGCGUAUGGUAAUGAACCUUGUGACAGCCACGCGGUUGACAACAAACGUUUGAAAACUGAAAGAAAUGAACUGCCAAAAACGGAACCGUCUCAUCAAGAACCCAUGGACAUAUCAGGACUUGUUAAUGUGUUCAGUAGUAGUUUUUCUGGACUAUCUAGUAUUCCUAGAGCAACCCCUUCGCUCAAGUCAAGUUUGGACUCCUUUCAAUAUAUUUCUCCCCCUGUUCAAUCAGUUGGCGGUGUAUUCGGCUGGUCGCAGACCAUCGUUGAAGCCUUUUAGUUUAGUUUUCAUUUCAUAUUUCCAAAUUUUUCCUUGUUUCAACAUAUUUGCCUUUGUUUAUUGCUGCCGUGCAACCACUGGCGACCGUUUGCAGCCAUGCUCGCGCAAAUGUUUUUGUUAUGAUGAAGCCAACUCAUUUAAAACUUACGUAAUAGCUUUUGCGAUAACUAUCUGUGGUUGACCUUUUCUACUUCAUACUUAGUAAAAGCGAUGGUAGGUUAUAUGAUCUGAUGCGUUAUUUUUCAAGUAUUUAGAGUUCAUAGUCGCUAAUUUGUAUUCUGACCGUUUUGUAAGAGUUCAGUAAGUUUGCUUGCCUUUUCGCUGGCCCUUUGAAAAGUGUUUUCUAAAAGCUUUGAACAUUUUUAUAGCAUGAACCUAGUUAAAUUACUGUGCAUCUGCUAUAUUUUUAUUCAUCUUUUGAGGGAGAAAAUUAUGAAAUAUUUGCUGAAUGUGUAUAAAUUGGUGGAAUAUGUCUUGGCAUGACACUGAGGUUUGAUAACGACUGUGUAAAUAACAGAGUUCUUUCUAUGAAAUUCAUGUAUACGAAAGAGAAAUAUUAUAUAAGAGAAAUAAAUAUUUUGAAAGAA